AAAGAGUCGAGUCGUUGGGAUGAAUCAAAAUGUUAACCACUACUGGCGUGGAUGGGGGUGGGAUUUCAACUUUCAAACACGACAGGCUAAUGCGCUCGUGUUUUGCUGUCUUUCGGAGUCUUUCUACUGUGUGUUAGUGCGAGUUUUUAUGUUCGUACUCAAGGAGUAGGGCCUAGUGUGAAGUUAUAAUUUUAGUUUUUCAACACAAGGACAUGCGGUGCUUUAAUCCCGGCAGUGCUCUCUGUCGCUGAUUCUUAAGACCUUAAGACCUAAAGAUUGCUAUGCAAUUUUAGAUGCUUAUAUAUUUGGCUGUUACUUAACGCGUAUUUUUUUAUUUGUAAAAUACUCCGGGCCUAUCUAUGCUGUUGUUUGAUGACUCGCUGUGUUCAUCUAAUGUGGAAUUAUAUCGUCAGACUCUUUGUCCACUAGGAAGUGAGCAAGACUCUUCCGUGUUGUAGCUUAUAUCUCAGCCAAAGGACGUGUAACUGGAAUUGAGAUAUAAUGGAUGCUCUGGACUCCAAAGCUGAACGUAUUGCCCGCUACAAGGCAGAGAGAAGACGGGAGUUGGCUGAAAGGUAUGCCGACUUGGAGGAAAGUUCAUCCCUAUAUACACGGAGGGAAAAAAAUAGGGAAACCACAGGCACCUCUGAGCUGAAGAAGACCGAGGUUUCCUCUCUACUAAGUCAGUGCGAUAAAGAUAUCAGUGCUCUGAGCAGGCAAGGAGAGGCAAAAACAGAUGCCACACCAUUCGUUAGCCACAGUGACGAGAAAAACCAAGUAACAUGUUCACGCCAACAUCACAGUCUGCUGGAAGCAGAAGAAGCCCAGAUUGCACAGGACGACAGGAAAGCAGAUUAUGACGCCAAAACCGGUAUGCCUGCCAAGACGUCUCUUUUUAAAGGGUUGGAGAAGACCAACAUCUCCACAAAUCCAAAGAACCAAGCUGAAGACACUACUCACAAAACAAAGCCACAAAGAGAGCAUAUAAGUGGGAAGAGGACAGUUUCCACCAGCCAUUCCUCAUCAGAUGAAGGUGAGAAAAGUUCUGAUGAAAGAAAAGAUCUCGGAGAGGGUGAGGAGAAGAUAUUGUGCUUUCAGUCUUUCACUGCAGGAGAGAAGGAUGUGAGAAUGAAGAAAGAUGAGAAUGUGAUAGAAAACACGGUUGCACAGAAUGAGCAGAAAGUGAGAAAAAGGCAGUGUUUUGAGGGCACAGAGGAUCCAAAAGCCGCCACACCAGUUCUGCAGAGACAGGACUCAGGUCAGCGGAGCAUCAAAGGCAUCCUGAAGAAAAGCCACUCAACUAGUCUGGACACAGAACCCACUGAGCUGGAGCAGAUCACAACUCCUGCCAUCAUAACCUGCAAGGAGCUGACUGUUGUUGAUGGAAAGAACGACAAGAAUGAGGAGGUUGAGUAUGAUGAUGAGGAUAGGGAAAACAAGAAGCUUCAGAGAGAGGAAAGCAGCUCGAGUGAGACUCCUCGCACUCCUUCCCCAGAUUCUGUGGACGAAACUCCCUCCAUCUCCCAAUCUGUAGAAGGGGAGGAGCUAGACAGCAGCCUGGACGGGAGCAUGAGCUCCUCCCUAAAAGAGAGGCUGGCCGAGUUGGAGAGUAGUGAUGAUGACAGGAGGGGCAAGCUGAAGAAUAAACUCACCAGUGUGGUCCAGUCAUCUCUGGUUGACCGUUGCGUCCAGCUGCAGGAAAGUGAGAAUGCCUGGAGGAAGAAGAAGUCUUCUGCAGAUGUAGAACCAAAGAUGUCCUUGGCUGAGCGGAUGAAGGUCUUGCAGGAAAAGGAGGAACAAUGGAAAGCUAAAGGCAAAGGAGCUUAUAAUGACUCCACCCAGUUCUCUGUGGCUGGACGAAUGGCUAAGAGAGGCUUAGUGUCACCUAACAGGGAGGAUGUUCCCAUUAUCCUCAGCAAGAAGGCCAGCAACAGUACACCAGUCAAACCAUUAGAAGAAAUCUCCACUCGUCCUGAUGCUGAAGGAGAUAAAAGACUAGACAAACUGGAGUCCUUUUUGGACAGACUUCACAGUAAAGGAGUUGCGGGCACAAAGAACUCCACCAUUGAGGUGAUGGAGGAAAAGGAGAAGGAGGUGAUGACUCUGGACGAUGAGGAGACUUUUGGGCGGUUCUACAAUUGCUUAUCACCCACUGCUCUGAGCACCAGUGUCCUGCUGGUCGAAGAAGAGGACUUCAGCAUCAUCAAGUCAGACACACCCAAACUGACAUCAGCAGUUGAGGAACACAAGCGUUCUGUGCGACCCUGCAGGAGAACCAAGAGCUCGAGAAACCCUCUCCGUGCCCUGGCAGCACGAGAUGACCUCAAACAGGCUUACACUGAGCAGAGACUCAAUGUGGCCUCCGUGGAGACCAAAAGGAUACAAAUGGAGCGGAUGGCCAAGCACUCAAAUUUGGCAGACGCUGCUCUGGCAGGUCUGGCCAGCAAGGAAAACUUCAAGAAAGUCAAUCUGCGGAGCGUGAAGUCCACUGAGGUGGUGACCAACAACAGCGCUGUACCUUUCCACAAGCUUAUGCUCAUCCACAUUAAAGGGCGGAGGCAUAUUCAGGUGCGUCUGGUUGAACCCACAGCCCGCUCUCUAAACAGUGGUGACUGCUAUCUUCUUAUCACUCCCAAAUACUGCUUCUUCUGGAGUGGAGAAUUUGCCAAUGUAAUCGAAAAAGCCAAGGGCUCAGAGAUGGCUCAGUACGUCCAGACAAAGAGAGAUCUGGGUUGCAAAGCUCCCCAGGUCACUGUGCUGGAGGAGGGAAUCAACACAGACAACCGUUCAGCCAAAGAGUUCUGGAGUCUGCUGGGAGGAAAGGUUGAUUACAGAGGUGCAGGGGAGCCGGAGGAAGAUGAACUGUAUGAAAGUGCUGUAGUGGAGUCAAACUGUGUCUACAGGCUUGUGGAAGAUAAGCUGAUUCCUUAUGAGGAGGCCUGUGCGUCCAUCCCUACUGUGUCUCUCCUUAACUCUAAAGAGGUGCUUGUGUUUGACUUCGGUAGCGAGGUGUAUGUCUGGACAGGAAAGGAUGUUCCUUUGAGUGACAGGAAGGUGGCAGUACAGCUGGGCAAACAGAUCUGGAGUGGAACAUAUGACUACAGCACUUGCAGGGUCAACCCUCUUGACCCCUCCUCAGCUAAUAAAGACACCCCUAAAAAAGGUGAGGGCAGGCCGAGCUGGGCCCUGUUUGGCCGGCUAUCAGAACACAAUGAAACUGCUCUGUUCAAAGAGAAGUUUUUAGACUGGGCAGAGAGGAAGCCCCCCAAGGAUGAACCAGUGGUGGAGGAAGUGAAGAGUCCAGUCAGUCAGCUCCUUCCCACCAGUGACUCAGAGCUGAAGCCGUGUGAUGUUAUAGAGAUGUUGGCAGGAGCCCCAGGCCCUGUGAAGAUGGUGCUGGAGGGUGUGGAUGUGCAGAGAGGUUAUGGAUUGGUCAUGUCUGAGGAUGGGCGGCAGGCUGAGCUGGCCACUUUAGCUGUGGAUGCAUGGCACAUACGUGAGUUUGAUGACUUCGAGAUACCGCCAGAGAGCGUGGGUCAACUGCAUGAAGGGGAUACCUAUGUCAUUCGCUGGAAAUACUCUGUCACUAAUGUUGUGGGUAAGAGACAAAAGCCUGGUGAAAUGAGUACAGCUGGCCCAGGCAGGGAACGCACAGCAUGUUUCUUUUGGCAGGGACAUCACUCUAGUGUCAGUGGGCGUGGCACAUCUGCCCUUAUGACGGUAGAGCUGGGCAACCACAGGGGGGCGCAAGUGCUGGUCACACAGGGAAAAGAACCACCCUGCUUCCUCCAACUCUUCCAGGGAGGGCUAGUCAUCCACCGGGGCUCCAGGGAUGAUAGCUCCAAAAACACGGGAGACUGGCGUUUAUUCUGUGUGCGUGGAGAGACAGAGAUGGAAGGCUUGCUGGUUGAAGUAGAGUGCUGUUGUGCCAGUCUGCGCUCUCGAGCUAGUUUGCUACUGCUGGGGGUACAGAAGGGACAGCUCUACCUGUGGCACGGCUGUAAGUCUCAUCCAGGUGCCCGAAAAGUGGGCAAGAGGACAGUGGAGCGCCUCACUCAAACUUGUCCUUGUGAGCUGGGUUUGAACAGUAACAGCAGUUUGAAAGUGCAUGAAAUAGAGGAAGGAACUGAGCCCAAGGAAUUCUGGGAUGCUCUUGGCAAGCAGGACAGGAAAGCCUAUGACUGCAUGCUGCAAGAUCCAGGGAAGUAUAAUUUCACACCAUGUCUUUUCCGUCUGAGUGCCAGCGGUGGGACUUUUCAGGCAGAGGAACUGUUUGGGCCCGCCCAGGUGAUAGGAACUGUCAUGGCCAUGCCAUUCCUGCAGGAGAACUUGUAUUCAGCCCCUCAGCCUGCCCUGUUCUUGGUGGAUAACAGGAUGGAAGUGUACCUGUGGCAAGGACAGCAGCCAGAAGAUACAGAAUGUACUGGCUCGGCUAAGAUCCGCUGGGACAAUGAGAGGAAGUGUGCCAUGGAGACAACACUACAGUACUGCCAAGAGAAGAACUCCAGACGGCCUCCUCAGGCCUACCUAAUCCUGGCUGGUGCAGAGCCACUCACCUUUACCAACAUCUUCCCUUAUUGGGAGAAAGACCCAAAUAUUAAAGUGCAGGUUGAAGGAGCACGUAAUAAAGUGAUCAUGGUUAAAGACGCUCUGUCUAAACUCAGAAGGCAGCAGUACACAAUUGAGGAGCUCACAUCCAAACCUCUGCCAGAGGGAGUGGACCCUUUGCACCUUGAGUGCUACUUGUCAGAUAAAGACUUCGAGAUUGUUCUGGAGAUGACGAGGGAUGAAUUUAAUGCCCUCCCAAACUGGAAACAGCUGAAUCUGAAAAAGAGCAAAGGAUUCUUUUAAAUUAAAGAAACUUUGUCUGCAAUCGGUUGUAUAUUCACUUUAAGUAAUUACUAAGGAAUAAUGUGGCUUUUUUUGUGCUUUUUAAGCAAAUCUUUUUUUUUUUUUUUUGUAUGUUAAUGUAUGUACAUGUAUGUACAUUAACAAUAUGUACAGUUAAAUAUCUUAAAAAGAAGAACCCACCUAUGGCUGUAGCAGUUUCAUACAUCAGUAGCUUUUGGUUACAAGACUUUUCUACACAAUUUAAGUAUCUACACAUCUAGGCUUUUGAAAAAGGCAAAUGUUUAGGGAAUUGUGUGAAGCAUGUGGACAUAAAUCUAUUUUGCUAUGCACAAGCUUGACUUUUAAAUGUGUAUCAUUUUAUUUUACCCUGUUUAACCCUGUUGCUAUCAAACUGUGAUACUAAAAUGCAUUAAACACUAAGAGGGACGAUUCAUGUUAUCAGUCAAAAAAAAAAAAGAAAAAAAAGAGGCCUUUAGCUCAGCCAUGGAGCUCUGCAAGAUUCACAUUAAGUGAAUAGCUUUUUAAGCCAUAUCGUGCAAAUAUUAAAAGCACAAUGUAAUUUUUCGCCGCUAGAGGGCACAUAUUCAAAAUAAACAGACCAGGUAGUGUAGUUUGAUGAUGCCGUGACUGAGUGUGAAAUCAUGGGAGUUGUGGUCUUUAUCCCCACAGCCGAUGCAAUCAGGCGGGAUUUGGGCAAAAAUCAUGUUCAUAUAGAUGAGCUAAUGAUUUAUUAACGUAGUAGAAUGAAGCAGGGUGAGGCUGAAAAACGCAGAAGCGAAACGAUGCUGCUGAACGAGCGUGACACACGCAGAAAGAAGCAGAGCUUUUAUUGUGCCACAAUCGACCGCUUCUGCUCCUUCCGGUCAUGCGUUUGUGGGGGGGGGGAAGCAGCGCUGUUUUAUCAUACUAGAUACGUUUGAAAGUUUUGUUAUAAUGCUACUCUGUGCGGCCGUCAGUGAUCUAUUAAAACGCAAAACAUAUUAAGCGUCUUCGGUGUUUCCAUGUUUUCUACAAAACAAAUCAAGGGGUUAUGAUACCAUUGGCAGGCGACACAUUGACACUGGACAACGGUCCGUGUUACUAGAUAAAAUAGCCUAUUUCUCUGGAUUUAAACAUUCUUUGAAACAUUUGGGAUAAUGUAAGUGCACAAGUCAUCAAAAUGUAUAACACUGUUCUAGUGUUUUUUUUCCGUUUUUUUUUUUUUACAUUUGAAUAAAAACAAAUCUUACACAUUGUGACUUUAAGUGCUCUGCUGCCACAAGAAUGAGUAUGACUAAUGUAUUGUGUGGUGAUACAGUCAGCAUUACAGAUAACGAAUUAAUAUGAAUGUGUAUAACUGUAUGUGGAUUCUCAAAGGUAUGAAUGUGUAUUGUUUGUCCAAUACCAGAAUUAUUGUGCCACCAAAACAUACUACAACAGCUCUUGGUUGACAAUAAAUGCUAUUCAAGUUCA
Carassius gibelio (silver crucian carp) is the source of this 6303-nucleotide messenger RNA. It is a transcript of the gene svild, whose product is annotated as supervillin d. The record is from RefSeq and is a predicted model, not a curated record. Gene Ontology annotation, cellular component: cytoplasm; actin cytoskeleton. Lineage: Eukaryota; Metazoa; Chordata; Actinopteri; Cypriniformes; Cyprinidae. Gene Ontology annotation, molecular function: phosphatidylinositol-4,5-bisphosphate binding; actin filament binding. Gene Ontology annotation, biological process: actin polymerization or depolymerization; barbed-end actin filament capping; actin filament severing. The transcript is spliced from 28 exons. The coding region runs from base 502 to 4851 and encodes 1449 amino acids.